Messenger RNA from Trichobilharzia regenti, 2324 nucleotides. The record is from the annotation of a GenBank genome assembly. NCBI's taxonomy places the organism in Eukaryota, Metazoa, Platyhelminthes, Trematoda, Strigeidida, Schistosomatidae.
CGCUGGCAGGAACGGUUACAGGAGUUUGAUUUCACUUGUGAAUACCGGCCUGGAAAACGACAUGGUAACGCCGACUCUCUCUCUCGCCUGCCCGAUUGCGAGAACACACUGAAUGUGUUACUCGGUGCUGCAGCUGACACCGACUGGGCCUCCCUGCAAGCGGCGGACACAACGAUACAGCCCAUUUAUUUACGUCAACAGCAUGGGAACGAUAAACCGACGUCCAAAGAACUACGGGAUUUACCAGCAGCCACGCGGUGCAUCUGCGAGAAGUGGGGUUUACUACGACUUAUAGAUAAUGUUCUUUACAUAGUGGAACCAAAUGCCAACCCCCGACUCCUCGUCCCAACUGUUAAAGUACCCGAGCUUAUUAGUCAGGUGCAUCAUCAACUGGGACACGCUGGCCAACAGAAAACUGAACACGCCAUCCGUCAACGCUUCUGGUGGCCACUUAUACACCAUGAUGUUAUGGAGUUUUGCCGCAAUUGCGCUAUAUGUGCGCAGAUCAAACAGCCUAAGCCAACUCCCCGAGCACCCCUAGUACCUAUGCUGACCGAAGCCCCUAAUCAUCGAGUUGGAGUCGACAUCAUUGGGCCAGUACCAACAUCGAGACGCGGGAAUCGUUAUAUACUUGUCAUGGUCGACUAUUUCACCAAGUGGUGCGAAGCAGUCCCCUUGCAGCAACAAGAUGCCCUGACGAUCGGGCGAGCUUUCAUCGACAACUGGGUGUCCCGUUUUGGUGCCCCUCUUUAUCUACACUCUGAUCAAGGCGCUGCUUUCGAGAGUCUUCUUAUCUCUCACAUCUGCAAUGCUUUCGGCAUUCGAAAGACCCAUACUACGCCUUAUCAUCCACAAGGGAAUGGACUGGUGGAACGCACCAACCGAACCAUCAAGCAUCUUCUUCGUGCCUUUUUGCACAACGCACCGGAGAACACCUGGGACGAUGUCCUGCCUCAAUGCUUGCUUGCAUACCGCUCCUCCGUGCAUUCGUCGACCGGAUUUUCCCCGGCUCUACUCUUGUUUGGGCAUGAACUUCGCCUUCCUGUUGAGAUCCGGACACCGUUGCUACCAUACGAGAAGAUCGACUGUAUUCCCUACGUCCGCAACCUUCGUCACCACCUCGACACAGCCUACAACCUAACACGUCGACAUCUGCAGUCUUCUUCGCAGCAUCAGAAAAGCAACUAUGAUCGGUUUGCCCACGGACCAACCUAUUCCCCGGGUGACUACGUCUGGCUUCAUCGGCCGUCAGUCCCUGCCGGUUCGUGCCCCAAGUUCUACGCCCCCUGGAAAGGCCCAUAUGAAAUCGUACAACACCGACCUCCAACUACAUAUGUCCUGCGGAACUUGCGACGCCCCCAGGAAAAUCUCAUCUCAGCACAUUACAACCAGCUGAAACCACACUGUCCACCAGCUGUCAAAGAACCGUCGACAUCUUCGCAACCGCCACCAGCUACGACCUACUUCGAGGUGCCCACUGAUGGAGGUCGGUGUUGUACGAUUUCAUAUGGGCCUUUCCAGGGGGCGUAGAACUUGGGGCACGAACCGGCAGGGACUGACGGCCGAUGGAGCCAGACGUAGUCACCCGGGGAAUAGGUUGGUCCGUGGGCAAACCGAUCAUAGUUGCUUUUCUGAUGCUGCGAAGAAGACUGCAGAUGUCGACGUGUUAGGUUGUAGGCUGUGUCGAGGUGGUGACGAAGGUUGCGGACGUAGGGAAUACAGUCGAUCUUCUCGUAUGGUAGCAACGGUGUCCGGAUCUCAACAGGAAGGCGAAGUUCAUGCCCAAACAAGAGUAGAGCCGGGGAAAAUCCGGUCGACGAAUGCACGGAGGAGCGGUAUGCAAGCAAGCAUUGAGGCAGGACAUCGUCCCAGGUGUUCUCCGGUGCGUUGUGCAAAAAGGCACGGAGAAGAUGCUUGAUGGUUCGGUUGGUGCGUUCCACCAGUCCAUUCCCUUGUGGAUGAUAAGGCGUAGUAUGGGUCUUUCGAAUGCCGAAAGCAUUGCAGAUGUGAGAGAUAAGAAGACUCUCGAAAGCAGCGCCUUGAUCAGAGUGUAGAUAAAGAGGGGCACCAAAACGGGACACCCAGUUGUCGAUGAAAGCUCGCCCGAUCGUCAGGGCAUCUUGUUGCUGCAAGGGGACUGCUUCGCACCACUUGGUGAAAUAGUCGACCAUGACAAGUAUAUAACGAUUCCCGCGUCUCGAUGUUGGUACUGGCCCAAUGAUGUCGACUCCAACUCGAUGAUUAGGGGCUUCGGUCAGCAUAGGUACUAGGGGUGCUCGGGGAGUUGGCUUAGGCUGUUUGAUCUGCGCACAUAUAGCGCAAUU